This is a messenger RNA of Drosophila innubila, 1535 nucleotides long. RefSeq names its product extensin. NCBI's taxonomy places the organism in Eukaryota, Metazoa, Arthropoda, Insecta, Diptera, Drosophilidae. The coding region runs from base 50 to 1438 and encodes 462 amino acids. Gene Ontology annotation, cellular component: extracellular region. The record is from RefSeq and is a predicted model, not a curated record. The transcript is spliced from 3 exons. Gene Ontology annotation, molecular function: chitin binding.
GAUCUAACAAUUGCCUUAGUACCGACGAAUAGUUGAUCAAAAGAGCAAAAUGAAAUUGGUCUCCGGUCUAUUAAUAUGCUUGGAGCUAAUACUACUUGUCUCAGCCCUCAACGCCAGAAUAUGCAUCACACCAAACACAACGACUGUGGCCCCUACAACAACGGAGAAACCGGAUAAUCCAGAAACAGCACCAACCAAAUUGCCAACGAGACCAACUACAUUGUCCACUGGACCAACUGAUUCUCCUUCAAGUCCAACAGAUUCACCACCGAGUUCAACAGAUUUGCCACCGAAUCCAACUGAUUCUUCUCCAAAUCCAACAGAUUCACCACCGCGCCCAACAGAUUCGACACCAAGUCCAACUGAUUCUCCACCGAAUCCGACAGAUUCUCCCCCGAGUCCAACUGAUUCUCCUCCACAACCAACGGAUUCCUCACCACAGCCAACUAAUUCUCCACCAAGUCCAACUGAUUCUCCUCCAAAACCAACUGAUUCUUCCCCGAGUCCAAGUGAUUUACCACCAAAACCUACUGAUACACCCCCGAGUCCAACUGAUUCUCCUCCAAAGCCAACUGAAUCUCCGCCAAGUGGAACUGAUUCUUCUCCAAAACCAACCGAUUCGCCUCCGAGUCCAACUGAUUCUCCUCCAACUGACUUGCCUCCAAAACCAACUGAUUCUUCCCCCAGACCAACUGAUUCUCCUUCGAAUCCAACUGAUUCUCCUCCAAAGCCAACUGAUUCUUCCCCCAGACCAACUGAAUCUCCUACGAGUCCAACUGAUUCACCACCGAGUCCAACGGCUUCUUCUCCAAAACCAAGCGAUUCCCCUCCGAGUCCAACUGACUCGCCUCCAAAACCAACUGAUCCUUCCCCCAGACCAACUGAUUCUCCUACGAGUCCAACUGAUUCACCACCGAGUCCAACGGCUUCUUCUCCAAAACCAACCGAUUCCCCUCCGAGUCCAACUGAUCCUUCCCGCAGACCAACUGAUUCUCCUACGAGUCCAACUGAUUCUCCUACGAGUCCAACUGAUACUCCUCCAAAACCUACUGAUUCUCCCCCGAGUCCAACUGAUUCAGCCCCGAGUCCAACGGCUUCUUCUCCAAAACCAACCGAUUCCCCUCCGAGUCCAACUGACUUACCAAAUGAUGAUCCAACGACAGGACAUGGCUUAACCACUCCGCCAUCAUCUAAUCCAACUGAUGCCGGGUCAACCGAAAAGCGAAGUCCUACAACUGCAUCAACACCGACAACAACGGAUGGAGUUAUAAAUCCAGAUAGUAUGUGUCAGAAUCAUCCUGGUGUGGAGUAUCUACCAUAUCCCUACAACUGUCAUCUGUUUAUAAACUGCGAGGGUUCAAACGGCUAUGUAAAAACUUGUCCAAACAAUUUGUACUGGGAUUCUAAGCUUAACAGUUGUGAGGCUGUUUGUGCAUAAAGUUAUGAGAAAUUUUAUUUUCCAGCCACGUGAGCCAAUUUGUCAUAUGGGUGGAAAGUUAAAAUGUUAUUAUUAGUUGAGACAAAUAAAAAAAAAA